AUGGCAACAAAUGGUACUGACGAGUUUGAUAUCGCGAAGGUUAGUGGAAGAUUUAUUGCCCUCACUCCUAUUUCCCUCUCCUUGGCCAUUCCCUCUCCUACACCAGGGUCGUCUCACCUGGGGCACGGGGGUGCUCCUUUUGCGAGACCGCAAUCCCAAUGGCGGGGGGAGACCACGGCGUCAGCCCUAGAGAACCAUCUAAGUGCCCUAGAGGGCAAAGUUGACGACCUUCUCGCUCUCUUCGAGGUUCAGUCCUCUACUCAAGGGGAUAUUGGAGCUCCAAACUCCGGAUUGAGCAAUGAGCAAGAGUUGAACCUCAAAUCGGAGGAGCGGAAACCUUGA
Messenger RNA from Penicillium maclennaniae, 342 nucleotides. RefSeq lists its product as uncharacterized. The transcript has 2 exons. The record is from RefSeq and is a predicted model, not a curated record. NCBI's taxonomy places the organism in Eukaryota, Fungi, Ascomycota, Eurotiomycetes, Eurotiales, Aspergillaceae. The coding region runs from base 1 to 342 and encodes 113 amino acids.